UUCUCAUUCCUCAUGCUGCGUAACCGAGACAUAGUCUUACCUCAGCUCUUUAAGCCAAUUUGAUUUCCAAUGCAUCUGUUCUGUCUGCUUGUUUGCAGGUACUGAUUCCAUUGUUUAAAAAUAUAUACAUGAGUGUUACGGUAGCAAAGAACUCCAAGGGUCCGGUAGCAGUCUUAUUUUUCCAGGAUUUAGCUUCACCUGUUUCCACCCGUAGAGGAAAAGUUUCAAGUCCCGGUCAGGCAGCUGCAGUAUCUGCACUGUGGCGUGAGAACUUUGGCAGUUCUGACCUUCCUCCUCCACCUGUUUUCACCUUGGAGGACAGAUCAGACUUUUCUCCUGAAUCAGGCAUACUAGAUUAUCAAGUAUCACCUGAGAAGUCAGACACGAGAACUCCUAUCCAAACUUCCAAUAGGAAUUUCAACUCCUGGGAAAACAAAUCUGAGGCUAGCACAUCUUAUGCUUUGAGAGGGGACAAACAAAACCAGCAGACCUCGCCGGGUUUGAGUUGUGGUCACCUGCAACUGCAAAGAGUGGUGGGGAACCAAGAUGAGAAGGGAAAAAUUCACUCAUUUGGAGGGUGUGGUUCAGCCUGGUGCUUUGAUACUCUUCCUCCACCGCCUGGAAAGUGUCCAGGACCUGAGGUUCAGAGGAAUUCGUUGUCCAGCUGGGAAUCUGCAAGAGAAGAAUGGGUAACUGUAUAUGGGUUUUCACCAGGUGAUACUAACAUGGUUUUAAGAGAGUUUGAAAAAUGUGGUGAAAUUUUGAAACAUGUUCCUGGUCCUAGAGAUGCUAACUGGAUGCACAUUUUGUAUCAGAAUCGAUCCGAUGCACAUAAAGCUCUUAACAAGAAUGGAAUGCAAAUUAAUGGAGUACUAAUUGUUGGUGUGAAACUGUUGGAUCCCAUGCAACGCCAAGCUUUAAAUGAAAGGCUUAAUAAUCAAGGAUUUAUGCCCUUACCUCUACCCUCUGUUAGAAAUUCAGAAGUGAGCACAUUGAAAGCGCCUGCUCGAUCUUACUAUGCGCAGAAUGGCAACUCCACUGCACGGCAGACCGGAGGAACCAUUGCUUCCCCAACAAAAUCUUUGGUGUCCAAAAUCAUGGACUUGAUGUUUGGAGUCUAAAUUAGCUGUUCAGCUGAAUCAAAUUAAGUAUCGUUCUGUUUUGUUGUAAGCAAUGAUUUUACUUUCUUCGUACACCUUGAAGAAGUUCGGCAUGUCUUGUUCAUUGGAUUGAGUUGGAAUAUAUACUCUAUGGAUCUCAAUUGUUAGAAUUUGUGGCAUUUGAGUGUAUCAAUUUUAUCAAUAAUUACACUACACAGAUCAGUGCUCCUGUGUUUUGAGAAACAAGAACACAAUAUAUAAGUAAAUGUCGAUGUAAGUCUGAUGAUUGUCCAUGCACUUGAGAUUUUUUGUUAUAGCAUAAUGUUUGAUUCA
Molecule: messenger RNA, 1433 nt
Organism: Vigna umbellata (rice bean)
Lineage: Eukaryota; Viridiplantae; Streptophyta; Magnoliopsida; Fabales; Fabaceae
Source: RefSeq, a predicted model, not a curated record